Lolium perenne is the source of this 6104-nucleotide messenger RNA. The record is from RefSeq and is a predicted model, not a curated record. NCBI's taxonomy places the organism in Eukaryota, Viridiplantae, Streptophyta, Magnoliopsida, Poales, Poaceae.
CCCUCUCCCCAGCUGACACGAACCAGCACAUCCCCACGACCGCUCCGUCCCCCACGUUCGUCGCUCCACCUCGCCGACGAGGGGUCGUUCCCCCAGAUGCAUCCGCUGCUGCCACAUAGGGAGAGGAGGCAAGGGGGUAACAUUACUCCCCGAUUCGCCCCCACCCAGCGGGUCCACGCUUGCGCCGGGCAGAGAGAAGGGCGGAGGGAGGGGGUGUGAAGAAGGGAGGAGUAGCAGUGCUGCUGGUGAGUUGCAGGGGUGGGGAGGGGAUAGCUUUAGCCCCAUGUCCAUGUGUCGGGACCUGUGUUUUCCGUCAGUUAUCUCUGUAACCAGUUAGUUCCUGUGGCUUUUAUCUCCUGUUUUACUUAACGCCUUAAGCGUGUUUUCAGACUUGUAAUGACUAUCUCUAAACUAAGCAUGGUCCUGCUCUUAGUGUUAUAAGAGGGCAGGAGAGGGUGGAUGGGCGGCAUGCUAAUAAAAAACCUAUAAUUCCUGUCUCUGUUUUUCCCCUUCGUGUAUCCUCUGAGCCGCCGGGCUCCUUCUCUUCUAUGUAUCCUUCUCUGUAUCCUUCAGAUUGGCGUCGGUGACCUCCAGGUCCUGACAAGUUGGUACCAGAGCCGACGGCCCUCGGACCCCAAGCCGCACCGGCGGCGUUUUACCCUCCCUCCCUCCCAAGCUCGCACCAGCGAAGUUCUUCCCUAUCCUCCCACCCACGGCGGCCACUUCCCCAGUUCAUCGAUGUCCGACGGCAUCAAAUCACGGGCCUCGUCCAGGUCCCGUACCUCGUCUCGCGAAAGGAAUCUCGACGGGCCGAUCCUUGGCUCGGCUUCAACUACGGACGCCGAACUCGCCGCCUUGCGGGCUCAGCAGCGGUCAGAGCGUGAUGCGCGCUCAGUCGGACGCCGCCUCCGCAACUAUCAGGCAGAGUCGUCCGCGGCCAUCAACCUCCUCACCAGUCAGAUGGAGAACAUGACGGUGAUGAUGGCAAGGAUGCAGACCAGCAUCGACCGGCUUGCGCCACAGGAAGGUACGAACACCCCUGACACUGGUCAAGUUCCAAGCUUUGUCACUCCCCCACCACGAGCAAACACCCAGCUUUCGCCUAUUCCCGAAGUUCAGACGCCCAAAACCACGACAUCCACCCCAAAUCCCCCACCUUUUCCACCGAAUUUAGGCCGCCUAACCCCAGCCCAAUUACCACUUCCGCCUAGCACAUCAGAUGUUCGACUGAAGUCCGUAGUGUCGGAAAGUGAGCCAAUUGUGUCUACGACAGUGACAUCGUCAUCGCAACCAAGCUUGGUGCAGCGCACCAAUCCCACCACUCAGCCACACUACUACCAACAGCAACCACCAUCCACAAGCAUCAACCAAAACCCUACACCGCCACCAAACCCCGCCUCCACCCUAUACCAGCCACAAACCCCAAAUUCCCAACACCCACCACAGCCACUCCAGAACCAACAACUUCCCCCAUCCAACAUGCCCCAACACCCAACAUAUAGCCAGCCACACUACCAACACCACACACCUUCCCAAAACCGCUUUCCUCCUCCACCGACACCCAAUGGUUCUCAGCAGUACCACCAUCAUAACAAUAGUGAAGUGCAUCUUAGAACACCACAUGUAGAAUUGCCUGUUUUCACGGGAGAAGCACCUCGGGCUUGGCUACUGGAAUGUGAAGAUGUAUUUAAUCUGGUGGAGAUUCCCCCUGCAAACAGAGUAAAAUGGGGACUAGCACAUAUUAGAGGGCAGGCUAAGACAUGGAUAAGUAGCUCGGGAAUUUCACUGCAGACUUUGUCCUGGCAGGAAUUGAGCCGAGUACUAAUUGAGAGAUUCCCAGACAACACACUCAAUGAUCCAAUGGAUCAGCUCCAGCUCUUGAAGCAAGUCAAUACUGUCAACUCCUAUAUUGAUUUGUACGAGUCUUGGAUGACACAAAUGAAGCGAGAGCGCAGUUACUUGCCGCUAGAUUUCUUUGUGGACAGGUUUGUUAGUGGGUUGAAGGACAGCAUCAAGCAUAUGGUGCAAUGCCAGAAGCCGGAUACCUUGCUCUCUGCUUACUGGUACGCGAGAAAGUAUGAACAAGCUUACCUGUUAAAUGUGAAAAAGGCAGCACCAGCAGCUCCGGCGCCUAGAGCAUACCCUCAACAACAAAAUCAAAGACCACCAGCUCGAGACAACCGCAACAGACCACCAUUGCAGAACAGAGAACAUCGACAAUGUUGGUACUGCAAUGAAAGAUUCUUCCUGGGCCACAGGUGCCCACAAAUGCAGCGUGCUCUUAAUGCCAUCGAGCUACAAGGUUAUGAAGAGGAGGAUGAACAACCACUGCCAUUGUUGAUAGACCCUCCACCACCACUGAUCCAACAAGUCCCUCCGCAAAAUAUCCCAGCACCUGUGCUUCAACCUGUGCAUCAACCAGAAGUGGUGCAACAAGCAGCUCAGCAUGAGGAAGCCGCAAUGUGCAUAUCAGCAGCAGCAUACAAGGGAUGUACCGGUGAAUCCACUAUAUCCUUAUUGCUCAAUGUCAACAAAGCUCAAGCCAUAGCAUUGGCAGAUACUGGCAGUACUAGCACCUUCAUGGAUGUGGCCUUUGCAAAGCGACACAAGAUACCAUUGACAACAACUAAAGAAAGAACAGUGAAAGUAGCUGGAGGUGGCAUUCUAACUUCUGAUUCAGUGGCUUAUAACUGCAAGUUCAGUAUUCAAGGACACCAGUUUGUCACAAACUUCAGAAUACUGGAACUCCAGGGAUCUGACAUCAUCCUAGGAGUCAAUUGGUUCAAGGAACAUAAUCCAGUGACUUUUGAUUUCAUUGGCAGGCAACUGACCAUAGGAGUGCAAGGAAAAUUGUUGACCUUCAAGGAUCAUCUAUUUCCACAAGACAAACUGAUCAUAUCUUCUGAUCAAUGCAACAAGUUAAUUGCAAAUGGUGCUACAGGGUAUAUGUUAUGGUAUGCAGCAGAUGAGAAGGAUCAAGAUGUAACUAACAAAAACACACCGGUGUCCAACCCAGUGAACAAGCUCUUACAACAAUUUCAAGAUAUAUUUGAAGCACCAACUGGGCUACCUCCACAACGUGCCGGCGAUCAUCAAAUACCACUACUACCUGGUGCAAAGCCACCUAACAUCAGACCGUACAGAAUGUCUCACAGUCAAAAAGAUACAGUGGAGCAAAUUAUUCAGGAAAUGUUGAGGAACAAAGAAAUCAGAAUCAGUACAAGCCCAUACUCAUCUCCUAUCAUCUUGGUCAAAAAGAAAGACAAGUCAUGGAGGUUAUGUACUGACUUCAGAGGGCUAAAUGAGCAAACAGUUAAAAACAAGUUUCCCAUACCAGUUAUAGAGGAUCUUUUGGAUGAAUUGCAAGGUGCUGUUAUUUUCUCCAAAUUCGACCUCAGAUCUGGCUACCAUCAAAUACGAAUGAAUGAAGCGGAUAUUCACAAAACGGCCUUCUCCACUCACUUGGGACAUUAUGAGUACAUGGUAAUGCCUUUUGGGUUAUGCAAUGCACCUGCGACCUUCCAACAACUCAUGAAUACUAUCUUCUCUCCAUACUUGCGCAAGUUUGUUCUGGUUUUCUUCGACGACAUACUUGUUUACAGUAAAAGCAGAGAAGAACAUGUGCAACACUUGGAGAUUGUUCUCAGUGUCUUUCGACAGCACCAACUCAAAGCCAAAAUGUCCAAGUGUCAAUUCGAGCAACCUCAAGUGGAAUACCUCGGGCAUAUUAUUUCUGGCAACGGUGUUGCAACUGAUCCAUCAAAAAUAAUGGACAUUGUCAACUGGAAAACCCCACAAUCAGUGAAGCAACUUAGAGGAUUCUUGGGGCUAACUGGGUAUUACAGGCGUUUCAUUCCAAAAUAUGCUCUCAUUUGCCAACCCUUGCACACUGCCUUGAAGAAAAAUAGCUACCAGUGGGGAACAGAACAGCAAACUGCCUUUGAGCAACUGAAAUCAGUCAUGUCUCAUCCUCCCUUGCUAGCCCUGCCCAAUUUUGAUAUACCUUUCACUCUGGAAACUGAUGCGUGUGAUUCAGGACUAGGAGCAGUAUUGAUGCAACAGUCCAGGCCACUGGCAUUCUUCAGUAAAGCUUUGGGUCCCAAAAACUGUGCAAAAUCAGUGUAUGAAAAGGAAGCCAUGGCCAUCUUGGAAGCUUUACGCAAAUGGAGACACUACUUCCUGGGCAACAAGCUCAUCAUUAAAACGGAUCAAUCUAGUCUCAAGUACUUGGCCAGUCAGAGACUGCUUGAGGGCAUUCAACACAAGCUAAUGCUCAAACUUCUUGAAUUUGAUUUCUCCAUACAAUACAAGAAAGGAAGUGAGAACUUGGCAGCAGAUGCAUUGUCAAGAAAGUAUCAAGAAUCUGAGCAACAACAUAGCUGUACUUCUGAACAGCUCAUUUGCACAACAAUUUCGGUGGCUGUUCCAACCUGGAUGACAGAGAUCACCAAGUCUUAUGUUGGCGAUCAGCACAGUACCAAACUGCUAUAAGAUCUAACAGUAGAUCCAACCAGCCAUUCAAACUACACUGCUCAGUCAGGAAUAAUCAGAUACAAGGGACGACUGUAUGUCGGUUCUACUACUGACCUCAAACAAAAAGUGUUUGACUCCUUCCAUUCAUCUGCCUUUGGAGGCCAUUCUGGGAUCCGAGUCACUUACCAUAAGCUGAAACACAUGUUUUAUUGGCCAAAGCUCAAGCAAUAUGUGACCGAACAAGUGGCAGCUUGCCCUAUCUGUCAAAUAUCCAAAACUGAAAAGGUUCAGUAUCCUGGACUUCUUGAUCCACUUCCCAUACCAAAGUCUAAAUGGUCGGAAAUUAGCAUGGAUUUCGUGGAGGGCUUACCUAAAUCGGAUGGCAAGGAUGUUGUAUUGGUGGUAGUGGAUCGACUCACCAAAUAUGCUCACUUUUUACCGCUAUCCCAUCCAUAUACUGUGCACAAAGUGGCUGAUCUGUUUAUCAACAAUAUCAUCAAGCUCCAUGGACCUCCCACUGUCAUUACAACGGACAGAGACAGCUUAUUUCUUAGCAAACUGUGGACUGAAAUAUUCACUGCAAUGAAAAUAUCAUUGCAUUUCUCCACUUCAUACCAUCCAGAAUCAGAUGGGCAAACAGAACGGGUCAACCAAUGCAUGGAACAAUAUCUACGAUGCAUGGCUUUCCAAGAACCAACUAAGUGGUGCAAAUACCUUCCAGCGGCAGAAUUCUGGUAUAACAGCAACUUCCAUACAGCUAUUCAGAUGAGUCCCUUUGAAGCUCUCUAUGAAUAUUCACCUCCAGUGUUGAAUGAGCUGGUGGGAGUAGCAUCCCUCUCACAGGAAGCCCAGGAUACCUUGGCUGAUAAGCAGAAAAUGGUAACAUUGCUACAGCAGAACCUGACUAAAGCACAAAAUAAUAUGAAGAAAUAUGCUGAUCAAAACAGGACACCAAGGUCCUUUGAAUUGGGCGAGAUGGUCUAUUUGAAAAUGAUGCCACAGCGAGAGAAAGCUUUAGGUCAGGGAAAUCCAUUGAAGUUGGCUUCUAAAUGGUACGGCCCUUUUAAGAUCAUCCAAGCAGUUGGCAAAAGAGCUUACAGGCUACAGCUCCCUCCUGGCACAUUACUUCACGACGUCUUCCAUGUCAGCCACCUAAAGAAGCAUGUGGGCAACAAAGCUGUUCCUUCACAAGGCCUACCCCUGGUAACUCCAGAAGGUAAGGUCAAAUUUCACCCAGUCGCUAUUUUGCAGCGUCGUCAAGUACCUCGGAGCAAUGGUGCAUAUGAUGUAGCAGUGCCUCAAUGGUUGAUUCACUGGGACGGCAUGACUGCAGACGAGGCAACCUGGGAGGAUGCUGAAUUCGUAAUGAAGACGUUCCCUGCCUUCAAGCCCUGAGGUCUUGUCUGAAGGAGGGAGCAUUGUCAGGACCUGUGUUUUCCGUCAGUUAUCUCUGUAACCAGUUAGUUCCUGUGGCUUUUAUCUCCUGUUUUACUUAACGCCUUAAGCGUGUUUUCAGACUUGUAAUGACUAUCUCUAAACUAAGCAUGGUCCUGCUCUUAGUGUUAUAAGAGGGCAGGAGAGGGUGGAUGGGCGGCAUGCUAAUAAAAAACCUAUAAUUCCUGUCUCUGUUU